UUGAAAAUAAGUACGUAUGAAAAGGCAGUUUACAGUGGUGAAAGUAAAAGAAGCAAUACCACAGUGUAGAAAUACUCUGUUACAAGUAGAAGUAAUAAUAUCUGUAGAUCAUUGUACAGAUAGUGUACAGCAGAUUGAGGAGUCUCACCCAGCCUCAUCACAAUCUGCAGGGCGAUGUCGUCCUGAUUGGAGCGGGGUUUUUUUCACACAAAGUCAUGGUUUAGAAAAGUCUCAAUUAAUCAGCGUGCACCCUGCUGUGAACUGCUGUCAACACUCCAGUCUAGAUCGACAACCAUGUGUGCAUCUUCAAAGAGUCUGCUCGCAAAGGCUUUAAACCACACACUGAACGCGUCUUUUCAACUGUCAUGCUUUGUUUACUUCUUCAGAGCUGUGAUUCCAAUCAUAAACAGUGUGUUGUUUGUGUUGUUUCCUCUCUCCAGGCCUCCCCCUUUCCCCUUUCCCUUGAAGUGAGGAGGCCCUGAGACGAUGUUUUAUGCCCACUUUGUCCUCAGCAAACGUGGGCCGCUGGCCAAAAUCUGGCUGGCGGCCCACUGGGACAAGAAGCUGACCAAGGCGCACGUGUUUGAGUGCAAUCUGGAGAGCAGCGUGGAGAGCAUCAUCUCACCCAAGGUAAAAAUGGCUUUACGGACAUCAGGGCAUCUGCUGCUGGGGGUGGUGAGGAUCUACCACAGGAAGGCCAAGUACCUGCUGGCAGAUUGUAACGAGGCCUUCAUCAAGAUCAAGAUGGCAUUUAGACCGGGUGUGGUGGAUCUUCCAGAGGAGAACAGAGAAGCAGCCUACAACGCCAUUACUCUGCCAGAGGAGUUUCAUGAUUUUGACCAGCCACUGCCAGACCUAGAUGAUAUUGACGUUGCCCAGCAGUUCAACUUGAACCAGAGCAGAGUGGAGGAGAUCACCAUGAGAGAGGAGGUGGGCAACCUCAACCUGCUGCAGGAUAAUGACUUUGCUGACUUUGGCAUGGACGACCGGGAGAUGAUGCGGGAGGAGAGCGCUUUCGAGGUGGACAUCAUGGCAGCGUCAGCCUCCAACCUGCUGCUGGAGGCUGAGGGCGGAGCUAACGCCAUGGCUGACAAGUCCAACCACCUGGAGUACGACGACCAGUACAAGGACGACUUCGGAGACAACCCCAUGGAGAGCAACGAGGGAGGCAUGCUGGUGGACAAGCUGCUGAGUAACGAGGAUGGAGGCGGCAUCUUUGACGACCCUCCUGCAAUCGCAGAAAGUGUGAUGAUGCCUCAGGACCACGGGGACGACGACGACGACUUUGAUGCUCUUUCAGCGGGGGCCCCAGAUAGUCCGGACUCAGGCCCCACAGAGCCCCUACCAGCCAUGGCAGACCAGACUGAACAGACCACGCUGGUUCACAACGAGGAGGAAACCUUCGCUCUGGAGCCAAUUGACAUCACAGUGAAGGAGACCAAGGCGAAGCGGAAGAGGAAGCUGAUUGUGGACAGCGUGAAGGAGCUGGACAGUAAAACCAUCCGUGCGCAGCUGUCUGAUUACUCUGACAUCGUCACCACCCUGGACCUGGCGCCUCCCACGAAGAAGCUCAUGAUGUGGAAGGAGACCGGAGGAGUGGAGAAGCUUUUCUCUCUCCCUGCUCAGCCUCUCUGGAACGCCAGGCUGCUGAAGAUGUUCACAAGGUGUCUGACUCCUCUGGUGCCGGACGAGCUGAGGAAGAGGAGGAAAGGUGGAGAGGCUGACAGUCUGGAUGAGUUCCUCAAGGAUCUGGAGAAUCCGGAGGUGCCCAGAGAGGAAACAACAGGACACCAGCAGAGAGACAUCAUGGACCAGACCAUCAUGGAGGAGGCCAGCGUUCUGGGUGCUUCAGCUGUGGAAGGCAGCAGGACGACGCUGGACGAGUCGGUCAUGCCCCCUCCAUCGUCCCAACGUGGCCUCAAACGUAAAGCCCAGGACACAGAACCAGCCCUGCCUAUGGGAGCUUUGGACCAACAGCAGCAGCAGCAGCAGCAGCAGCAGCAGCAGCAGCAGCAGCAGGCGGCCCGAGCCUCUGAUGUGCCCCAGCAGCUGGAGGCAACUAACGUGGAGCUGCCUCCAGAGGAAACCACCACCAUCAGCCAGCUGAUAGAGCUGGACCUGCUCGGAGACAAAGACAAGAAGAAGAACGAUGACGAGUCUGAUGAAGAGGAGGAGGAGGCGCAGGGAGGAGACCAGGACCAGGAGGAGAGGAGGUGGAACAAAAGAACCCAGCAGAUGCUCCACGGCCUCCAGAGGGUGAUGGCCAAAACCGGCACCCAGUCGGUCGGCCUGCUGGAACUGUGCAGGAACAACAACAAGAAGCAGGCGGCCGCCAAGUUCUACAGUUUCCUGGUUCUGAAGAAGCAGCAGGCGGUGGAGCUCGUCCAGGAGGAGCCUUACAGCGACAUCAUCGCCACGCCUGGACCUCGCUUCCAUAUCAUCUAG
Plectropomus leopardus (leopard coralgrouper) is the source of this 2445-nucleotide messenger RNA. NCBI's taxonomy places the organism in Eukaryota, Metazoa, Chordata, Actinopteri, Perciformes, Serranidae. The record is from RefSeq and is a predicted model, not a curated record.